Meloidogyne enterolobii is the source of this 837-nucleotide messenger RNA. NCBI's taxonomy places the organism in Eukaryota, Metazoa, Nematoda, Chromadorea, Rhabditida, Meloidogynidae. The record is from the annotation of a GenBank genome assembly.
GUUAAAAAAGUCAUGAACAUCAAAUUCUUUGUGCUACUUUGUAUAGCCAUAAUUAGUUCGUUGAACAUCAACACUGUUAAAUGUUAUCGUGUUAUGACCCGUAGUUAUUAUUAUGGGAGGCCAAGUGGCCCUUAUUAUGGGAAGCCACGUGUUGUACAUCAUAAAUAUAGUGUAGAACAUAUUUAUGAAGAAGAGGAACCAGAGAAGCCGAAACCAAAGCCUGAGGAGCCUAAACCUGAAUCAAAGAAAGAUUGGACUCUUGGUGAUCUGAAAGUAAGGUUUACAAUAAAAAAGGAAACGUUCGUUCCUGAUGUUGUAGACUUUAUAGAAAAAUUUAAUGGAAGAAUUCAAAAAAGUACAAUUGAAGCUCCACACGCAAUUUUCGAAAAUUUGCCCAAAGAAUCGAAGAAAAUAAAGGAUUUGUUAGAGGCAAAAACUGUGAACAAAUGGGAGGAUCAGCCUGAAGUGUCUUCUGCAUUUGAGAAAAUUAGAGGAGAAAUGGAAAAAGUCUAUUCCGUGUCUGAAUGGGAAAAGCCUAUUCAAGAAGGAAAGGAUAAGGGAAAAGUCAAGCAAAAACAGCUCUGGCACAAAGCAUUAUUUUUACUUAAUGCACUGUUUCAACUUUAUGACAAGGUUUUGUCCGAAUUAAUCAAGUUGGUUGAUAAAAGCAAUGACCAAGUUAGCAAUGUGACUUGUGCAGAUAAAGUCAAAGAUUUAGAUAAGGAAAAAAAAUGCUCAAAGGGACUAGAAGCACUUGUGAAGAUGAACAAAGAGAAUAUUGAAAAGAUUGAUGAUUUCUAUAAACUUCAUGAUAAUUUUGGCAAGUUUACAGGGUGA